AUGUCCGACAGCAGUGCAGCGUCCGUCGAGAUCAACGACGCCCUUUUCUGCACUCACUUCAAGGAAGUCUGCGCUGCCUGCUCCUUCGACGGACGGGAAGAGAAUGAUUCCUUCUUCGGCUUCGACCCCAUCGACCGCGAAGGCCUCGAGGCGCCGCCGUCGAGCGUGAACAAGGACGGCCAGUACCAGUGCAAGAAGCAUGGUUCCGCCGCUUGUACGCAGUGCUUCGGAUGGAAGAAGCAGAUCACGCGUGCCAGGACGGCCGCAAAGAAGGCUGGUAAGAAGUCGUCA
Fomitopsis serialis is the source of this 291-nucleotide messenger RNA. RefSeq lists its product as uncharacterized. The transcript has 4 exons. Lineage: Eukaryota; Fungi; Basidiomycota; Agaricomycetes; Polyporales; Fomitopsidaceae. The annotation marks the transcript as partial. The record is from RefSeq and is a predicted model, not a curated record.